Messenger RNA from Scylla paramamosain (green mud crab), 4331 nucleotides. Its product is annotated as epidermal growth factor receptor kinase substrate 8-like. NCBI's taxonomy places the organism in Eukaryota, Metazoa, Arthropoda, Malacostraca, Decapoda, Portunidae. The transcript has 22 exons. The coding region runs from base 250 to 2937 and encodes 895 amino acids. Gene Ontology annotation, molecular function: actin binding. Gene Ontology annotation, cellular component: plasma membrane. The record is from RefSeq and is a predicted model, not a curated record. Gene Ontology annotation, biological process: regulation of Rho protein signal transduction; Rho protein signal transduction.
ACUGAAUCGUGCCCAGGGACAGUCGCCGCCGUGGUGUCGCAGGGAUCCUCUUUCCUGUGUAGUAGACGCGGUUGUUUGUGGCGCGAAGGGGACAGUGAGCCUCCAGGUGGUGCCGGGAAAAAGGGGUCUGUGUGUGGCCUUAUCGGGGGCACCUGUGGGUGACUCGUUGCUAUAGUUUGGUUGAGGCAGUGAACGUGGGUGUUUGUGUGUGCCGCUGCCUCCCGCCUUGCCUGGCCCUGGAGCAGCGUGAUGAACGGUGUGUACCGUGACGACCCCUGGGACCACGACUCCCACGCCUCCAGUUACCGAUAUCAUGAGGAGCCAGCGGUGCCAGGGUGGGGAGCCGACUAUCCGAGCUCGGCGUACGACAGAGGGCGGAUGUCGCCGUACAGAGCUGACCACCGGGGCCACUCCAACGCCAGCAAUGGCUACUCCUCAGACAAUGGCUCAGUGAGCAGUGAGGAUGGCCCUACCUAUGUGUUGGAGCACCUGGCCACCUUCAGGGUGUCACCAGAGUCCGACCUGGUGUACCCGGCGGAUGGCAUGCGGCGUCUCCUUCACAUGGAGAAGACCUCAGGCAUUUGGACGCAGAAGAUGACACUGAGGUUGGACAAAAAAUGGGUCUACAUUCAGUCACAUGAAAAUGGGGAUGUGGUGGAAAAGUUCCCCAUGGAACUAAUCCGAGAACCAACAGCAUUCACCAGCGAAGACCCCAAAGAAAUGUACAACAAUAUCUUCAUUUUUGUUGUAGCAGAAGAUCCAAAGAGGAAUUAUCAGAACCCAACAGAAAUGCACAUAUUUCAGUGUUUACGAAUCAGCGCCAAAGAUGUAGUGGAGGACAUGAAGCUGUUUAUGUCUGGCAAGGGUCUGUCUGGGCGAGGCCGAGCAGCAAGGGCCACCCGGGCUGAGCACAUCCCUCCGCCCCCACAGGAACCUGCACCUGAGCCGCCCCUCGCCAAUGGUUACCGUGCUGAGUUCUCUGACAGCGAGGUGCGAGGUGAAGCACGGGGCCCAAGAUCAGAGAGGUCAAGUGUGAGCCACAACGAUGAUGUGUCCUCAACAAGUAGUGAGAAGUAUGAACGAGAUGUGGCCAUCCUCAACUCAUGUUUUGAUGACAUUGAGAGGUUCAUUGCACGUCUCCAGCACACAGCUGCUGCCACCAGGGAACUGGAGCGCCGCCGCAGGUCUCGAAAAUCCAAGAAGAAAGACAUAGGGGAUGGAUUGCUGUCCAUGCGUGCCAAACCACCACCAGAGAGGGAAUUUGUUGAUAUUUUCCAAAAAUUCAAACUUUCAUUCAAUCUCCUGGCAAAGCUGAAGGCCCAUAUCCAUGAUCCCAAUGCCCCAGAGCUGGUGCACUUCCUCUUCACUCCACUUGCCCUCAUUGUGGAUGCCUCAAGGGACUCAAAUUAUGGACCAAAUCUUCCAGGAAAGGUCCUGUCACCAUUACUCACAGCUGAUGCAGUUGAGUUACUUACGAAUUGUUUAACUUCUCGGGAGACUGAGAUAUGGCAAAGCCUUGGAGAAACAUGGUGUAUUCCCCGUAGCAGCUGGAAAUACAGUGUUCCACCUUACCAACCAGUAUUUUCCAAUGGCUGGGCUCCUGAACUGGCUGAUGAUUCUCGUGAUCGGUCCAGUGUUCUGGCCUCUGAGGUGGCAACUGAAGUUAAGAGAACCAGGGCAGAAGAUAUCAGGAGUGCACAGCAUGAAGAGAACUGUGUUUAUGCUGAAAUAAGGCAGGGUCGCCUGCGUGGUGAUGAGUAUUCAAGUGAUUUUUAUGACUCAGACCGCAGGGAGCCAUCACCUCCUCUGGGACGGUACUAUGCAAGAGAGGAUAGGCCCCGAUCCAUGACGCCUCCCUCAGAGUAUCCACAAGCUGGUCGGAGUGACAUUUCACAGGAGUCGGUGGAUCAGUCCACAUUUGAUAAGCACCAGCAGCGAUGGCUAAGUGACCUAAAAGCACGAGGAGCAAAGAUUGUACAGGUCACAUACCCACGCACUGCCAAUAAUGACAAGGAGUUAACUGUGGUUCGUGGGGAAUACCUGGAGGUUUUGGAUGACAGCCGUAAGUGGUGGAAAGCAGUAAAUGCUCGUGGACAGGCUGCUCAUGUCCCUCACACUAUUGUCACUCCAUAUACUCCUGAUCAGGAUGAAGUGCAACGAGUUGCUCCACAGCCUUGGAAAGAACGCCAAGGCAAGAAAGGCAAGGCUGAUGACUCAAGCGAGGAUGAGGCUCCAUCACCACGUAAGGCCAAGCCCAACAACAUCCCAGCCCCUCCUCCCUUGCCCCGUGCUGACCCUGCUGAAGCCCCUGUAGUAGCAAAGUUCAGAUCCAACCCCAGACCUACAAAUGGUGAUCAGAUGUAUGGCACCACGAAAUCAACUGCAGAUUUGAUGAAUGCGGAAUUAAAAAUGGUUCUGGAAUCCUUCCGUCGUCAAAGACCUCAUUUGGAAAUAGUCAAGACACCUGAUGUGUUUAUCAACCAGAAAAGCACCCCUGAAGAGGUGCAGGCCUGGCUCAAGGAUAAAGCAUUCUCUAAACGAAUUAUGAAGCAGUUUGAGGGUGUAGAUGGAGAGAAAAUGUUCACAUUGGACAAAAACAAACUGGAAGAAUAUUGUGGUCCCAGAGAGGGUGCUCGCCUGUACUCUCAGAUUACUGUUCAGCGUAAUGUGUCUGGGUUUAAAACGGCGAGGUCAUCUGAACUACGACAGAUUUUAGCAAAACAAAGAAAUAAGGUGGAAAGUGAUGCUACUUCUAAAGUCCAGAAAGUAGAGAAGGACUUUGAGUUCCUUGAGGAAUACGAUAAAUCUGGAUACCAAACAGAUUCAGAAUCUGAAGAGGAACCUGCAGCAACUAAUGGAAACCCAGGAACAAAUACGCUUAAGGAACAAAUCAAGAAACAACGGAAAAAAAUAAUCAAUCAGUCAUUUAAUGACUGAUGAUCAGGCUCAUGUUUAGAUUUGUACUGUAGAGUAGCUCUGUUAUGCAAUGAAUGUGAAAAGAUAUCAUUGUUCAUAAAAACUUCCAACAUUUAUUUAAAUAAUAAUUCCACCAUUACAGUGAAUGGCAAACUGUCAAACCUAGCUGACUUCAUGUAUAGAACUACCUUAAAUGAGUAAGAACAUAGUUAUGCAUUGAAACAUUACAACAUAUGACGUAAAAGAAUACAUCUUCCCAGCAUUAGCUAUCAGAAUGGAUUACUGGCCUUGGGAUAGUGUAAGAUGAUUGCUAGGUGUCACCUCAGGAAGAUAAUGUUGUCUAAUGCCAGUAAGGUGGUAUGAAGUUACUUGUGCUCAUUUCAUAGAUUGAAAAUUUAUCUACAUAUUUAUGCUAUCUGUUCUAUAGAAAUAUACAUUUCUUUAUAAUAUUAAAUAUCUUACUUUCAUAGUUUGCCUGUUGAUGUACUAUAUUCAUGAAAAGAUUUUCCUUAAAUCUUCAGCAAUGGCACGAUUUAGUGAAGAAUAGAUUUUAGUGCCAUGAUUCCUUUGUAAUAUAUUAUACAUAAAUGUUCAUUGAUGUAUAUGAUUCAUAUCACUGGGUUUUUCUGUGAAGGGUAUUUCAUGCCUGUGUAUCCAUAUAAUUUACUGCAUCACUGAACAGGUGCAUUGAAGUUUUCCUUUCAUUGUUAUAAGUAAAUAAAUUUUACAAACUUUGGCUAGUGGGUGCUCAUCUUUAUGGAUAAAACUAUUUUUUGUUCAUACUAGUUUAGAUACAUAUUGAACUAAUAUCCUAGCCAUUUUUCUCAAAUCACAUAUUUUUGGGGAGGGAUAAGAAAGAAUAGUUGCCAGCUUGCAACACUUCUUUAUUUAUUAUUUUUUGAAGAAUAAAAUCUUAAUACUGUUUGGUUAUGAUAUUAAAAGGCCUCAGCAACUAACCUAAUCUUAUCCUUUAUAGUCACUAUCUACUUGUACUGAUAUUCACUGAAAAUGAGAUUGGAAAAACUGAUUGGUAUUAUUGUCAUCAGAAACUGAAGACAAGUUCUUCAAAAUACAUGGAACAAAGAGAUCUACAAGAUGAUGUAAGGAGUAUCAUAUGUGUCCACUAGCCAAAUAUCAUUAUUUUUUCCUUGUUUUAUAUCGUGGGAGUCACUGCCUAUGUGCUUUAAUAAUGAGCUUUAUAUAUAGGUAUGUAAGAGUGACAAUUUUUUUUUUCUUUAAUAGUCUUCAGUGCCUUACUUCUUUCACUAUAGAAAUGGCUCCAGGAUGCCUUUACUGGUACUAUUCCUAAAAAAUAUAUCCUUCAUAAGCAGGGAAAGAAAUAUUUCACAUAGGUCUAGCAUUCCUGAAAAUAAUUCUUUUCCUUUGUAAAUUAAAACUUUUCAUUUGAAAUGAAA